AAAAGCGCCGCAAUGGGACCUAGCCUACGGUCAGCCGCCAUAGCGCUACUGACGUCUACUGCUGGCGCCGCCGCACAGGCGUGUGACCUGCCGUCGUCGUAUACCUGGACGUCGAGCGAGGCGCUCGCCACCCCGUCAUCCGGAUGGGUCUCUCUCAAAGACUUCACCGUCGCGCCCUACAACGGGCAGCACCUCGUCUAUGCCACCACGCACGACAACGGGUCGAAAUGGGGUUCCAUGAACUUCGACCCCUUCGACGACUUCUCCGCCAUGUCCACCGUCGCGCAGCACGGCAUGUCCUCGGGCACCGUCGCGCCCACGCUCUUCCACUUCGCGCCCAAGGACGUCUGGGUGCUCGCCUAUCAGUGGGGCGCGACCGCCUUCUCUUACCGCACGUCGAGCGACCCGGCGGACGCGAACAGCUGGUCGGGCGCGCAGCCGCUCUUCAACGGUAGCAUCAGUGACUCGAGCACAGGACCCAUCGAUCAGACGGUCAUCGGCGACGACACGACGAUGUACCUGUUCUUCUGCGGGGAUAAUGGGAAGAUCUACCGCGCGAGCAUGCCUAUUGGCGAUUUCCCGGGGAACUUCGGCGCGCAGUACGAGACCAUCCUGAGCGAUACGAAGAACAACCUUUUCGAGGCCGUGCAGGUGUACUCGCUGAAGGGGCAGAAGAAGUACCUGAUGACCGUCGAGUCCAUCGGCUCGCAGGGGCGGUACUUCCGUUCUUAUACGGCCACCGACCUGGGUGGGGAGUGGACGCCGCAGGCAACGAGCGAGUCUACUCCCUUCGCCGGGAAAGCGAACAGUGGGGCGAGCUGGACGAAUGAUAUCAGCCAUGGGGAGUUGAUUCGCGACAGUGCCGACCAGACCUUCACCAUCGAUCCAUGCCAGCCCCUGCAGCUGCUGUACCAGGGUCGCGACCCCAGCUCCGGAGGCGACUACGGUCUCUUGCCUUACCGACCCGGCUUGCUUACCCAGGCGUGAAAUAGGACUUCA
Molecule: messenger RNA, 999 nt
Organism: Schizophyllum commune H4-8
Lineage: Eukaryota; Fungi; Basidiomycota; Agaricomycetes; Agaricales; Schizophyllaceae
Product: glycoside hydrolase family 62 protein
Exons: 1
Coding region: 13-987 (324 amino acids)
Biological process (GO): L-arabinose metabolic process
Molecular function (GO): alpha-L-arabinofuranosidase activity
Source: RefSeq, a predicted model, not a curated record